UUCCUGCGGUUAUUUUUGUGAGGUGGGAAUUUGUGUCAAUUGACCCAGCGAGCAGUGUUGACCUUCUCCUCCAAGGAAACUGAAUCCUGCUCUCUGGAGAGCCAGGCUAAGGGGUCUGCUGGAGCACUGAGCCCAAAGCUCCCCCCUCCCCGUCUCUGUCCACUCAGGUUUUCCCCAAGAGUCACAUUCUCAGUGCACUCAGGACCAUCUUUGAGAAGAACGUGCUGGGCUUUGCGGGGGGCACCAUGGGGGCGGUGAAUGGCAUGAGACCCGACGGGGUGCCCGACACCUCCAGCGUCCAGUCCAACGAGGUGUGGAUCGGCGUGGUGUACGCCCUGGCUGCCACCAUGAUCCAGGAGGGGCUGGUGGAGGAAGGCUUCCGUACGGCGGAGGGCUGCUACCGGACGGUGUGGGAGCGGCUGGGCAUGGCUUUCCAGACGCCGGAGGCCUACCGGGAGAAGAAGGUGUACCGCUCACUGGCCUACAUGCGGCCCCUCAGCAUCUGGAGCAUGCAGCUGGCCCUGGAGCGCCGGGCUGGCUGGGCACCCGGACCGCCCUGCCAGGUCCCCAUCCACCCUUGA
This is a messenger RNA of Corapipo altera (White-ruffed manakin), 581 nucleotides long. RefSeq names its product non-lysosomal glucosylceramidase-like. Bases 246 to 581 code for a protein of 111 amino acids. The record is from RefSeq and is a predicted model, not a curated record. Gene Ontology annotation, molecular function: beta-glucosidase activity. NCBI's taxonomy places the organism in Eukaryota, Metazoa, Chordata, Aves, Passeriformes, Pipridae. Gene Ontology annotation, biological process: central nervous system development. The transcript is spliced from 2 exons.